AUGCGUUUACAGUCAGUCCUGUGGGCGUCAUGGAACCUAGCCUCGCAGACCAGCGCGGGGUCCUGUUCCCCUGAAGGCUUCGGCUCACUCCCAGCAGGCGUAUCGAUUUCAAACACCACGCUGUUUCCCUUGUCUUUGGCAACAAACCUCUACGGGCAGUCAGCCGCAGACGACCCAGGCUACAACCCGGCCUUUGCCUGGAACUUCCCCGCACUCUGCGCCGUCAUCGCCAACGUGGUCGCGGGCAACUCGUCCUACAACCUUGGCCUGUUCCUGCCGAACCAAUGGGGCGGGAAAUUCCUGGUGGUGGGCGGCUAUUCUUUCGCAGGUGGCAUCAAUUGGCAUGACAUGAGCCCGGGGCCAUGGUACGGCAUGGCAACGGUCACGACCGACACGGGCCACCUCUCCGCGGCUGCGAACCAGUCAUGGGCUGCUGACCCGGGGCUGCGGGCGGAGUGGGGCUCGGUAUCAAUGCACGGCGCCGUGACGUACGGCAAGAUCCUCACCGAGGCGUUCUAUGGCUCGAAUGUUACUGGGUCUUACUACAGCGGCUGCUCCACGGGUGGGAGGCAGGGGCUCAAGGAGAUCCAGGAGUACCCUGACAGUUUCGAUGGUCUCAUGAUAGGCGCCCCUGCGUGGAACACCAAGAACUACAUGCCUUGGGUGACGCAGAUCGGCGUCUGGAACCGGGCGAGCAACGCGACCAGGCUGAACGAUUCCGACUUUGGCACCCUGGCGGCUUUCGUGCAAGCCCAGUGCGAUGCUCAAGACGGCGUCGAUGAUGGCAUCGUCAGCUCACCUGAGACUUGCCACAUCAACUGGGACGACAUUGAGUGCGGGUCAUCGAGCAACCCGAGCCCGUGUCUCAGCAGUGGGCAAGUCGAAAUCGCGCAGCUCGUCUACGGCGACUACUACAUCGACGGGGGAGCUGACUUUGUCCACAACGGCUUCGAGGUCAGCUCCGAAGACCAGUGGUCGACUUUUCUCACGGGGUCGAGCACGACCGGCUUCGAUGGGGACUACGAGCGGUACUUUUUGAAUUAUGGGCAGGACUGGCAGACCACAAGCUACAACUCGUCGACUGUACUGGACUCACGGGCACGAGAGAACAACGUUGCGACUGCAGAUAGGUUUGAGCUGAGAACCAACAGCAAGGGUUUGUAUCCCAAGAUCUUCCUGUAUCACGGGAUGGCGGAUGGUGUCAUCCCCUUCAAGUCCUCGGAGCUGUAUUACAACCGCACUCAGAGCGCCAUGUCUGGGGUGAACGUUACGGAUUUCUUUCGCUUCUUCGCCGUCCCUGGGAUGCAGCAUUGUGUGAGUAACCCUCCUCUCCCGACCGUCGAGAUGCCGAGAUUGACAGUGGCGCAGUGGGACACGCCAUCACCUCUGGCCUUUACGCCAAGUAAAACUACCGUCGACGCGCCCUGGAUGUUUGCCGGGGGAGGACAGGCAGGAUAUGUCCAGGACUUCAGCUUUGGCAACGGUUGGUCGGUGCCUGGCUUUGAGAACAAUUCUCGGUACGACGCAUUUGUUGCUCUGAUGAAUUGGGUGGAGCAGGAUGUCGCGGUCGACAGCGUCGUGGCCACAAUGUGGAAACGAGGCAACGGAACGCUGUAUACCUCCGGAGAGGUUCUUCGCCAAAGGCCGAUUUCGGAAACAUUGCGGUCCACCACCUGGGCAGCUGCCGUUCUAACUGUUCACAUCAGCAACAUGGCCUCGGACGAAGAGAAGCGGCCGCCGCCGCUCGACUCGCCAAACAAAACAAGUGGGCUAGCGAGCCCCAUCGGUCCUGGUCCUGGCUACAUCAGACCGCAAGCGCGCAAGCUGCACGACCCGGACGUCACUUUCGAGGAAUACCACUACUACGCGCUGCAAACCCGCGAGGAGGAGCGCGCCAUGCCCAAGCCGAAGACAUCGAUAUGGCGCGAGGUCAUCUUGCGUAAGAAGCCCGAGGCGCAAAUCGACCCCAGCGAUGUUGCCGUGGGCGACAUCACGGGCAACAACGUCAACUUUGCCAACCGCGCCAACCGCGCCGAGAUCACCGACGAGGAGUGGUCCAACGCGUCGCGGGCGUUCCGGACGGCGUCGGCGGGCGCGUGCUUCUACCUCAUCACGACGGACAUCCUGGGGCCCUAUGGCGUCGGGUUCGCAAUGGGGACGCUGGGCUGGAUGCCAGGCAUUAUCCUGUACAGCGUCUUCGGGUUCAUGGCCGGGUAUAGCGGGUACCUGAUCUGGUACACGUUCCUGGGCCUGGACUCGCACCAGUUCCCGGUGCGCAACUACGGCGACCUCGGGUUUCGUCUCUUUGGCCCCUGGUCGCGACACAUCCUCAACGUUCUGCAGGCGCUGGCUCUGCUGCUCAUCCUCGGCCAGGUGACGAUCCAGAAUGGCCAGGCGCUGUCGCAGGUGUCCAAGUUUCGUAUCUGCUACGCCGCAUGUCCCAUCAUCUUCAUCGCGGCGGGCUUUGCCCUCGGUCAGGUCCGCACCCUACGGCGGUUCGGGCUGAUCGCCAACCUGGCGAUUUGGCUGAAUCUGCUUGUCAUCUUCAUCACGAUGGGCACCAUGGCGCAUAGCCCGCCUAACUUUGCCAUCUCCGUGCUGGGCUCGGCUGGUGCGCUUGUUGAUCCGGACUCGAUUACACCGGAUGGUAAUGGGAACUACCCGCCGGUCAAGCACUACAGCUACUUGCCAGAUGCUGGCAGCCUGGUAGGAUCUCUGAAUGGUCUCAUGUCGGGUGUCUUGGCCUAUGGUGGAGCUCAGCUGUUUGUCGAGUUCAUGGCCGAGAUGCGCAGGCCCUAUGACUUUUUAAAAGCCAUGUGGGGGGCGCAAUUCUUUAUUUACAGUGUUUAUAUGAUCUACGGCUGCUACGUCUACUACUGGCAAGGACAGUACUCUUACCAGAUCUCCUACCAAGGCGUAUCCAUCUACGGCCUGCAGACCGCGGGCAACAUGAUCGCCUUUGUCAGUGGCCUCAUCGCCGCUGCGCUAUACGGAAACAUCGGCAUCAAGGUUCUUUACAAUAACGUCCUGAUGGAUCUCUUCUCGGCACCACCCCUAACCACCAAGUCGGGGAAAAUCGUCUACGCCAUCAUCGUGCCUAUCUGGUGGUCCAUCGCCUACAUCAUCGCGGCCGCCAUCCCGGACUACUUCGGUUUCGUCUCCGUCAUCGCGUCGGCUACCCUCCUCGAGUUCACUUACUGCUUUCCUCCCAUGAUUGCUCUAGCGUACGACAUCCACUUGAAUGCCAUGACCGAUGGAGAGGGCUUCGAUCCGGCGACUGGGGUCGUGGUGCGCAAAGACUAUGGCAUCAGGCGCUGGGUGAGAGGAUUCUUCCGGGGUAGAUGGUAUCUAAAUAUCUUGCACGUGCUAUAUGCCAUCGGGGCCUGGGCCACAGCUGGGCUCGGCCUCUACGCUGCGAUUGAAGGCAUGAUCGACGCAUUUGAAAAUCCCCAAAGGAACAGGGCCGAGACCUGGAAGAGAUCGAUCAGCUCUUCGAAGCUGAAAUAUUUGCUUGGCAUUUUCACGAGUUUCUACCGGAUGGGCUCAGCCACGACCUCGCUGUCCUUGGGAGGGACAAGACGGAUGCGAAGGGUUGUGCAGCAGUUCGAGGAUGUGGAUCGUGCUGCUCUGGAGGUUGCACCAGUGGGACACAUCCGUACAGGGACUUAG
Molecule: messenger RNA, 3669 nt
Organism: Diaporthe amygdali
Lineage: Eukaryota; Fungi; Ascomycota; Sordariomycetes; Diaporthales; Diaporthaceae
Product: transmembrane transporter
Exons: 5
Coding region: 1-3669 (1222 amino acids)
Source: RefSeq, a predicted model, not a curated record